UUACUUUGACAACUGGAUCAGCUGAUUUGUUUAUUUCUGCGCAUAAAAUCGACGCACUGGACUUUGAUGAUAAUGAUGAUGAUGGCAAAGCAGAAAAACUACAGUAACCCAAGUCAAUACCACAAUACAAGUUAAUUAGAGAGAUGAAUAUACAGUGUAAUUUCUCCAGUAACAAAUCACUCUCAACUUGACAUUACGACUAGAAAAAAAAAAAAACAAAAAAAAAACAAAAGGUUGAUAAAUCUAAACAACCGGCUCGUUUAUAUAUAAAAUGGAGACCAUUGAAAGUAAUAUAUUAAGUUUUGUAAAAAUAGUUUGUCCGCCAGCUGAAGAAUUAAGUGUAAUUAUAAAUAAUGUGAGGUGUAACCAGUGUGGGCUGGUAUUUCAAAAUGAGUCGCGUUUUCGUCUCCAUGAUUUAAAAGUUCAUCAACGUAAAAAUUUAGACAAAAUUGUAAAAGAUUCAAUAAAGUAUCAUUGCCCUGAAGUAUCAUGUAUUUAUUCACCUACUUCUCAAAGAUAUUUUACUACCAUGAAGUAUUUAAAACAGCACUAUCUUAAAGUCCAUGCUGCUAAAACAUUUUCAUGCACACAGUGUGAUAAAAGUUUUUCAACAGAAGCUGCCAAGGCCGCACAUAUUAGAGUAUGUGGUUUAGAAUUUAUCUGCAGUUGUUUUAAAAAUUUUACGACAUACGAAGCUCUUUUAACUCAUGCCAAAAGACACUCGCAUUUAUUUGAUGAAAAAUACAAAAAUUUGCUCAAACGAGCUUCCACGAAGAAUCUUCCAGCUGUCCAACUAAGUAAAAUGGUGCAGAAAAAAUUGCCAGUCUACAUACGCCCAUAUCAAGAGAGUAAUCAGGUUAUCCAGGAGUCAAAGGGGACAAAGGACACGCGGGACAUGGCAAUUCAGACGGAUGAUUUUAAAAAGAUUAAACGAACAUUGAGUCCUUCCAAGGCGAACAAACGACGUGAGUCCCGACAAACACAGACCAACAGUCUGAUGAAGGAAAAACGUAACAGGAAAACUGUUGAGACACAAACAUCUGCAGCUAGUGUUCGAGAGCUCAAAAAAUUAAGCACAAAUAAAAAGCUAAAUCUUCCAAAGAAAGACUCGCAAUUAAAUAAUAAUAAUAAUAAUAAUAAUAAUACAUUUACGAAUGAUGAUUUAUUCUCUGAAAGUCCAUUGCCACUGGAUGGGAUGCAAGACUUGUGGCAAGUCAGGAGUCUGGGGACUAAAAUUCAAGAUAAAAAUAUUAUUGAUGAUUUAUAUGAUAACGUAACACAGACUGAUAUGUUGCCAUACUACCAAGAAGAUAGUAUUAACCAGAUUAAUAUUAAAAAUUCACUUUUCUCAGCUGCGACCCGAAUUUCUAGGUCAGAUCCCAUGCUGACUGAAGAAACUUUGAAUGAUAGAUUUAGUAGUAUUGAGACUCAAACUGACAGACCGUACUUUGAUUCGAUUUUUGAUUCGGACCCUCCAAACUACUCUCGCACUUACGCGCUCAGUUCCAACAACGAAACUCAAACAACUCAAGAAUUCGAUGACAUGAAGAAUCUUCUGUACAGCAAUAUGUGCACUCAGACGUGCUACGACAAUACUAGUCAUACUGAAACUCAAACUGAUCUUCUUAAUAUAUUUGAUGAAUUACAAUAAUAAAAAUAAUAGUAAAUGAGAAGAAUAUUUAUAAUUUUAUUUGUAUUAAAUUUUUUUAAUAUACAGACUAAAAAGCACCACAAGCAUAUACGCGGUAAAAAUUAUAUUUGACGUUUAAUAUGUUGUUGUAUCAGUAACAAAUUUAUCGUCUCUUUUAAAAUAACCAUCUCAUCAAUAUCUUAAUGUAUAUUUUCUUAAAAAUAUUGUUUUUUUGUAUAAUAAUGCUAGCAUCGAUUAUCUGUGUACAUAUUUAUAUAUAUAUUAUAA
Molecule: messenger RNA, 1918 nt
Organism: Microplitis mediator
Lineage: Eukaryota; Metazoa; Arthropoda; Insecta; Hymenoptera; Braconidae
Gene: Asciz
Exons: 4
Coding region: 272-1651 (459 amino acids)
Biological process (GO): regulation of transcription by RNA polymerase II
Cellular component (GO): nucleus
Molecular function (GO): transcription cis-regulatory region binding; DNA-binding transcription factor activity, RNA polymerase II-specific
Source: RefSeq, a predicted model, not a curated record